AUGGUCAACCAGUCCGCUGAUCCAGCAACGUCUCAUAAGGCCCCGGAUCUCAUCUUGCACCACCACCCGUUCGCCGAAACAUUCACCGCGGGGCUGCCUUCCUGUUCCAAGAUAUCCUUUGACGGUAGCCAUGUUGGAAUCUUCGCUCAAGGUGACAAGCCAGCUUGUCCCUCUGCAGAUGAGAAUGAUGACAAGCCAGCUCCAAAGAAAAAGCCAUCCCUCGACCCACCAACGUUUAUAUGCCCCGCUUGUGACCAACUCGUUUAUCACGAAGAUUAUGCCGAGCAUCUCGAAACCGCGGAGCACGUGAAGAAGGCGUUGGUUCAUAACCCCGGCAUCGAGGAUUAUCGUUUUUGUGCACCGGAAUUUGCUGAUGUGUUGCCCGAAGAACAGAUGCCACGUUUCUUUCACCAAGCUCCAGAACCAGCGCACUACCAGCGUCCAGAAAUUCACCCGGCGAAAUUUCGGCAAACCGAAGUACUUGGGCCACAGCUAUACAAAGCGGAAUCGAGACAUUAUUUGGAAAAUAUAAAGAAGAUCCCUGAUCCAUCUCUUCAAGCCGGCUACCUCGCACUUUCUCAUCGCAAGUUGUCAAGGAGAAUGCGCCCGAAGUUAAAGAGAUGUAACGACUUC
Molecule: messenger RNA, 633 nt
Organism: Mesorhabditis spiculigera
Lineage: Eukaryota; Metazoa; Nematoda; Chromadorea; Rhabditida; Rhabditidae
Source: the annotation of a GenBank genome assembly